Radiomyces spectabilis is the source of this 1626-nucleotide messenger RNA. RefSeq names its product mitochondrial fission ELM1-domain-containing protein. The record is from RefSeq and is a predicted model, not a curated record. NCBI's taxonomy places the organism in Eukaryota, Fungi, Mucoromycota, Mucoromycetes, Mucorales, Radiomycetaceae. The transcript is spliced from 9 exons. The annotation marks the transcript as partial.
CAUGAACCAUCUCCUGUUACGUAUUCAGCUCAGAUCUCUUUCUCGUUCAUAUUCAUAUAACCAACGCACGAUUCGUGCAUUCACGGCUGGUCGGACAUCGUCGCGUGUGUGGAUCCUAACCGAUGGUGGCCUUGAAUCGACCUUGCAGAGUUACGCUCUUGGUAAGCGACUAGCUGCCAGAGGCCAGCUUGAUUUCAAGACGGUGACUUCAAAACCAGCACUACAGAUGUUCCCUUCUAUCUUCCAGAAAUAUAUCGUUGAAUGGAAUGUGCAAAAGUCUGACAGCUCAAGCGACUCGUUACCGUGGUAUUUGACGUCGUCUGGAAACGAUAAUGAAGGCUCUAUCGCAGGCGAUCGGCCGGAUUAUGUGAUUUGCAGUGGCACCAAUGCCAUUCCGACCUGUUUACAUCUUGCGCACGCUAAUCAGACGGAGAAGAGAAGCUUUUCAGUAUAUUUGGGCAUGCCGACAAUUCCUUUUAUUAGCUUUGAUCAGGUGGUGCUGCCAAAGUACGAAGCAAAUGCUAAGCUCGCCAAACUAGGACCGUUGGCGCAUCAGAAGAAUUGUAUUAUACCGAAUAUGCCACUGCUUGAUUUCGAUAUCAUCCCAGAUAACGAUACCUGGAAACAAGCAAUGCCCACCUCUUUCAUGGAAAGCCUAAGCAAUACAGAUAAUGUUACGGCCGUUGUGGUAGGAGGUUAUAAUGCACAGUGUCGAUGGUACUCUGAAGAUGCAAUCACUCUGGUGGAUAAUAUGCGUCGUAUGAUCCAGAACCUGAAUAGCAAAGUUGUACUAGUUUUCACUGAUAAAACGACCGAUAUGGUCAAAGACAAGAUGAUCAAGGCGAUAACCACACAGAUCGACAAGCAUGAACAACAGGUUGCUAUUUGGGAUGCAGCGGAUAAAAAUCUCGAAAGUUUGUCAAGAAUUGUGACCUAUGAGGGUAUGCUCAAUCGCGCUUCUCGCAUCGUUCUCACAGCUGAUCUGGACUACGCUACUGCUCAUGCGGCCUCCAAGCGAAAACCUGUCUAUACGGUAUUUGCCGGUCGUUGUCGAUCUUAUUUACUGCAAUUUCAUCAUUGGUGCCGGGAAAACCAGAUCACUAGAAAAUUGCGACUGGAGCGCAAGAUUUUCGGACAUGGGCGACACGGAGGCGAUCCUUACAGCUAUCUAGGACAUCAUGAACCCUGGGGAGAUUCUCAGCGCAUUCUUCGCAGUCAUGACAUGACAAACAAGGUGAAAGCUAAGAUAGAAGAAUUACAUGAAGAAAUGGUCACAGGAAAGCGACGUCGGUAAACUACGCUAAAGACAAAACCAUACCAUUCCUACCAACAACACCUGCCAUUAAAACGCAUAUUACUAUGAUAUGUGGAUUAUUCUCGAACAAACGCGCUUCCUGAAGCUUGAUCUACAUAAUGGGGAAUAAUGACCGAGAAUAUGCGCUUCUGUGUCUUGUUCCGCUUGUAUUUUCAAACCCUCAAACCACGCUUAAGAUGGUGUUAGUUCGCUUGUUGCCUAAUAGCUUGCAUGAUGGAAGCGUCAAGGACUAUUGCGGGCAAUUCUCGUGAUCAGUGAAAAAAUGAUACAGAUCAAUGAUCCAAUAGUAAUAAUGGCGGUGGCUUUUCGAC